UAUGUUUUGCUCUCUACUACCGUUCAGUGCACCACAGACUCCAAUCCAAAAAAUAACAUUUCUCUUGAACCGAUCAUCUACUCUACAUUGUUACUGAAUCAGCUGAAUCGCCAACCGAAGAUGACAUUAGUAAAAGGAAAAGGAAAAGAAAAAGAUGGAAAAUUGGUGAAGACGAGGAAGCAACGAAUAUCAAGUAGAAGAAAUUGCAAAGAAGACAGGAUCAGUAACUUGCCUAAGGGUGUUUUGCUCCAUAUAUUGAACUUAAUGGAAGUGAAAACUAUUUUUCAGACUUCUGUAUUAUCAAAACAAUGGAAGGAUCUUUGGAAAAGUGUCACCUAUCUCUCUCUCAAUUCCUCUCACUUUAGAACAGUUGCUGAUUUUAACAAAUUUGUGUCUCAUUUUCUUUCUAAUAGAGAUGACUCCAUUUCUCUACUUAAGCUUUUUGUUCAUCUCCAUCGUUGUAGUGAGCUCAAACUCCUGAAUAGGAUGAUGAAAUAUGCUGUGUUGCACAAGGUUGAGAGGUUGGCAAUUGAGAUAUCAUGUUUGUCUUUAGCGGCCAAUAAUAAAUUUCCCCCUUCUAUUUUUUCAAGUCCAUCUAUCUCAUUUCUUUGGCUUUUUGUAGCUAUCUAUGGCCCAAUUAUGAAAUUACCACCAUCUCUGCAGUUGCCAGCACUAACAACCUUGAGUCUCCACAAGGUUUGUUUUACUGCAGGAGACAAUGAUUGUGCUGAGCCCUUUUCAUCAUGUAAAUUGUUGAAGACUUUAUUCCUUAAUGAAUGUUCUUUGCAUGAUGAUGCAAAAAGGCUUUGGAUAUCUAAUUCUAGUCUUGCAAAAUUGACCCUGCAUCAUUCCUUUACAGAAACUUACAAACUUGUUCUUUCUACUCCAAAUCUUAGUUUUCUCAGUGUCACUGGUAAUAUCCGGUCAUGUUAUGGUGAAGUCUCCUCCACAUGCAAUCUUUCAUUUCUUGAAGAAGGAAAUAUUGGUGCCAGAUAUUCAAUCAUGUCAAACUGGCUGCAACUGUUUGCUAAUGUAAAGAAAUUGACACUGUUUGGGAUUGGCAUGGAGAAUAUUUUAAGUGUUCUUGCUUAUCCUUUGCCGGAGGAAAUUCAACAUCCUUACUUUGUUAGAUUAAGGUCAUUGGAACUGAUGAUGGAUUCAGAACGAAAACUAUCUGAUGAAAAAGUAGACAGUAUUGUGCAGUAUUUUCUUCGGAACUCUCCACUGAGCAGAGUUAAUGUCAUCAAGGACUGAAAGUUAUAUAUUCCUAUUUCAUGCUUGUUUAUUUAGGUUUGGUUUGUUUGAAGGAAAGGAACAUUGGGCAAGUUGAAGUUGAAGAGAAUGAUGUUGGGUGACAGCUAGAAAUGAGAAGGACAAUAUCAGUGGCAUGGGCACCUUACUUUGUUCUGUUCAGCAUACUGAAAUAUUUAUGUAUUAGUUUUUGUCUAAUAUUUUGCUUUAUUAACCUUUAUGAUGCUCGCUUAGACUCUUCUAAAGGUUGUUGUGCAAUGAGUUUCAUGAUUAUCCUCUUGAAUAUAGACUUUUCUUUGCUGUUA
Messenger RNA from Cajanus cajan (pigeon pea), 1556 nucleotides. Its product is annotated as putative F-box/FBD/LRR-repeat protein At4g13965. NCBI's taxonomy places the organism in Eukaryota, Viridiplantae, Streptophyta, Magnoliopsida, Fabales, Fabaceae. Gene Ontology annotation, molecular function: protein binding. The record is from RefSeq and is a predicted model, not a curated record.